Messenger RNA from Porites evermanni, 7956 nucleotides. The record is from the annotation of a GenBank genome assembly. NCBI's taxonomy places the organism in Eukaryota, Metazoa, Cnidaria, Anthozoa, Scleractinia, Poritidae.
UUUCAGGAUUUGCCAUCCUUUCCUAGCACAGCCUCUACAUCACAGGAAGACCAUGAAAGCAUUUUAGGAACCACUUCCUCCAGGAAAUUGAGAGUAACUCUGUUAAGCAGUGAAUGGAGAUCAACAAAAGGAGGCUUGUCAACUAUCAACCGAGAGCUGGCCAUUCAGUUGGCUAAGGAUCCCCAAACGGAUGUCAGUGUUUAUCUCCCUCAGUGCAGUCAAGAGGAUAAACGAGUUGCUGCAAGUCACAAUGUACAUCUUAUUGAAGCAGAAGAAAUGCCAGGUUAUGACAACCCAGUAGACUGGUUGUCCUUUCUUCCUGAAAGCCAUUCUGUCGAUUGUGUGAUAGGACAUGGGGCUGUUCUUGGUCGGCAAGUGCAGGGUAUAAAACGUCAGUGUAAGUGCCAGUGGAUUCAGGUCGUUCAUACAGCUCCUGAAGAGCUUGGUAUGUACAAGUCCUACGCAGAUGCUAUUUCAAAAGGUGAGAAAAAGCACCAGGCUGAGGUAAAACUCUGUGAAAAAGCUGAUCAAGUUGUAGCAGUUGGUCCCAAGCUGGCUGAAGCUUUCUCAGGUUAUCUCCGUGCCUGUGGAAAGGAUCAAGAUGUUCUCAAUCUUACCCCAGGCAUCUUCUCUGAAUUUUCUGAGGUAAAUCAAGCCACUGAAGAAAGAAAAACAUUCAGUGUUUUAGUAUUUGGACGUGGUGACAAUGAAGACUUUCAGCUAAAAGGAUAUGACAUCGCUGCUCGCGCUAUUGCCGAGUUGAAAGACGAGCCACAGCCCUAUAAGCUGUUGUUUGUUGGAGCUCCAAGUGGAGAAGAGGAGAAAGUGAAAGAUUUGUUACUUAAGCAAGGCAUUGAUCGAAGUCAACUAACUGUGCGUUGUUUCAAUGAAAGCAGAGAGCAGUUAGCCCGAUUGUUUUGUGAAGUAGAUCUUGCUAUAAUGCCAUCACGAACUGAGGGCUUCGGUCUAGCCGCCCUUGAGGCUUUAUCUGCUGGUCUGCCUGUGCUGGUCGGUGGGAACUCUGGUCUUGGCGAGGCCUUACAGGAAGUUCCAAAUGGUUCAAACUGUGUGGUGGAAUCAGAAGAUCCUAAAGAUUGGGCCAAUGCAAUCAAAGCUGUUCGGAAGAAAAAAAGGAAGCUUCGACUGAGAGAGGCCAAGCUUCUUCACGGAGAGUAUGCAGAGAUAUACAGCUGGCAGGAUCACUGUAAUAGACUUGUGGAACGAAUGCUUGCCAUUUCUCAAGGUAACUGGUUCACUUUUUAAUUCAAAUUGGUCUUGGUAUUGUGUAAUCUGCUGGCAUUAGGAAAUGUAAGUUCACGCAGUUAUAACUACAACGUGAGUGAAAACUUCACAACGACAAAUUUAUCAACCUCUUGUUAAUAACUCCACCAGAGAAGUCCACCUACAUUUGCCAAUUUCUGAGAGUUUCAAAAUCGCGAUACGUUUCAACGUCUUCUUCCCAACCAUGAGGGUCAAAAGUAACGAAUUAUUCUAUUGCUACAUUUGUGUUUUUUUUUAUGUAGGUCCCAGUGCAGAUGCGCAGAAUUUAUCUAAGAAAACCACUGUGAUCUGUCAUGAUGAAAAGCCCCCUACAACUGAAAAACAUCUUUAUAAAGGUACAGUUGAAUCUUAGAAACAUAAACAAUAUGUCCACAAGAGCAAUUCAUUGGUUUCUAUGUAGGAAGGACUGGGAGAUGUACUUAUUCCUUGUGGGGAUGUUAAAUAACUAAGAAAUGGUCGAAGCAUUGAACAAGACUCGUUUAAGGCUGACUUACAAGGUCAAAACGUUUUCACACUGGUUACAGGUUAACAAUGUUAGAUGCCGAGAAAUAAUACUCGUUUCAAGUUUACGUUUUUCGUGCUAAAUAGGGUAAUGGGUCACAGCAUAAGGAAAUUGCAUUUUAUCAUAGAGGCUUGGUUGUUUUGAAUAUUGUAGGUUAUUUUCAGUGAAAUUUUCAGCUUGCGACAUCUAAAUCCUGGCCAUUGUUGGGUGUCGAGGUGAUAAGUAACAAUAGACCUCUUUAGAUUGUAUGUUUUGUUUUUCAAUGCAGGUCAUGUGUUAAUACUCUAGGGGACUGUUUCUUUCAAAUUAUAUCUUAUUCACGUGCAAACAUGAUCUGCGCAUAAAAAGAGACAAAGCGUCUAGUUCCCUCUGGACCUCUAUUGAGAAAACAACAAUGGAUUUCAGAAUCCGGGAAACUUUUGCUUGUGGAAUCUGGAAUUCAGGAAUUUUUUUGUGAAAUCCGGAAUCGUUGGCCUUGGAAUUUAACGAUUUGAAUCCUAAAUCCAUUAUCUGGAAUCUGGAAUCCCCAAUGUGGACUCCAGAAUCCAAGUCUUUCUUCUUCUGUGUUUUUGUUUGAUUAGUUCAAUUCAACAGAGCUUUGCAGCGUCUGGAAAUUACAACGUUCAGGGCUUGAACGCGCGACAGGUCUUUUUCAAACUUCGUUAACAGAAAAGCCACAUUUAUGUAGCUAGUUCGUACAAUAUUCUAUUUAAAAAUAAUGGUUAUGAAGAUUGACUAUCAGUGUUUAUUAUUCUAUCAAAAUAUUUCGCCGUUUCUGAUUGAUUUUUCAAGGAUAAGUUAUAAAGACCUGACGAGGAAAACCCGUUCAAUGGACAUUUUUCAAGAGUCGACUUUUAAAGAUUCUUCGUUGAUAGAAUGGCCACAUUUAAUAGAAUUGCCACAUUUAUGUGGCUAGUUCGAACAAUGUUUUAUUUUAAAAAAUUGCAAAUAUAAUGGAUAUAAGGAUUGACUAUCAGUGUAUGUAGGGUAAAGGUAAAAAAAAAUAUAAUAUUGGGGAAAAGUACAAAACAAGUAUUUGAUUGGAUUUUAGGCUCGGCAAAGAAACGCCAGUCUUCCAAGAAAGGCAAAAGGCCGUUAUCUUCAAGUAACAUUGCAGCUCCAAAGUACCCAAGGCUAUUGAAAGAUGAAGGUAAGGUUUGUUUUUGUUCAAGUUUGAAUAAGAGUUAGUUGUUUCUUUUCAUGUAUAUUGUAUAUGUACAACCAUCUUAGUGGGGAAGAUGUUUUUCCGCAGUGUGUGAUACAGGUGGCUCGUAAAAAAAUUCAAAUACUCCCCGAAUAGGAGUCGAACCUAUGACCUUCUGUUUACAGGUAGAGAUGCUCUACCACUGAGCUACAGGUGACUGGUGGGAGCUUAGGCCACUAAACUAGGUUCACGUUACAAACAUCCUGAAAACUGCUCCAAGGACUAUAGGACUAGUAUCACACACUGCAUCGGAAGUAACACAAAGUGGGUGAUUUUGUGUUCCUUGAUUGAGGCUUUAUAAUGCCCGUACGGCCCUGCUUCCGGUUUAAAGUUGGGCUGUCACAAGGCUUGAGUCGCUCUCAUUCACGCUUGGAGCAGAUUGUACGCUUUCCACGUCUGACCCACUCUCCCAAUUUCGAAACGUGCUUCAAAACACCCUCAAGCUACAAUAAGGCUCAUUUAGAAUUUUGAGCACAUUUUGGCCAAAAAUGUAGUCAAGUCGCGCUACAGUUGCUUGAGUGAAAGAUUAUGCAUGGUCAACGGUUUAGUUCCUAACUCAGUGCUUUUUGUUUUUUGUUUUGUUGUUUGUUUUUUUUUUGUCACUACCAGAGGCGCAGCACAAAAAAGUUUCCUCUUGGUUUAUUUGUUUGUUCUCAGUUAACAAAUUUUCCAUCUGAAGUUUGUUAACUCUGACAAGAUAAACGAAGCCUUUCUGAGAGUUAUGACAUUUGCCUAAAGACUUUGAUGGAUCACCAAUGAUGUGUUACAAAAGCAAAAUCUUUAAGGCGACGUAAUUUUACAAAGAAUGCGUUUUACGUGUAAAUGUGGCAGAAGAGUAAUUGUGGCAGUAUACUUUAGAACUUUUUGAUUUAAUCCCAAUAUGAUAAAGAAGUUAGUUUUUGUGGUGCUGUAUCAUGCAGUGAGGAAAUAAAACACAGAAAUUUGGUAUUAACUAAUAAGUUAAAAAAUUUGGUGCGAGCUCCAGCUGUCCGAUAGUUACUGUUCCUUAGCUUUCCUUAUUCAACGUUGUCUUGUGAAGCCUAUCUGCGCACAGCCAGAAAGAGCAAAUAGUGAGUUCACUAAAGGUGAACUUACGCAAAAGGAAGCCGAAGGAAAGAAGACAGCAAACCUUGAGUGAGAAGCGUGUCAAUGAUUUGUUUCAAAAUUUUUCCGCCAAACUUCACUUUCCUUUAAACACAUCUCAGUUUAAAAGACCAGAGUACGUUAUUGGUAAAUGAAAAUCACGACAAAACUCGUAAUUGAUAACCCGUUCAUGUUUGUCACACAGAAACGUUUUGCCGACAUCUCAGUCUUUCUGUCGUCCUUUUGCGUAAGCUCCUUAAUUUUAAGGAACGACGGUAAAGAUUUUCAGGUGGCGUAUAUAUUUUAACUUACUCACAAGCCACUGAAGGUAGAAAGAAUUUUCGGUCAUUCUACUGAUCAAAUGAAUGAGAGGUCAGUAUUUUACAAAUUAAUGAAAAAUACUUCCGAUCUUCUUUUUCCAGCAGACUCGUACAUCUCAGUUGUUGUGAAACUUCUCAAAGCUGAAUACAAAAGGCGCUCACAGUUAAGACCACUUCUUUGGGAUAGCACCAUCGAGUUACCCCUGGAUGACGUCUACACAAGACUUAAAAUCGUUUCAAGGCGAAAAGCAGACUUCCGGGUGGAUGAUAACGAGGUAAAUGUGUUGGACAUCUUCAGAGCUCUUGACAAAGGUGAGGAUGUUAUGACGCUUGUUGAAGGAAGUCCAGGAAUCGGUAAAACUACGUUUUGCCUUAAACUUGCGUAUGACUGGGCACAUGGAAAAAUCCCAGCCGAGUGUUCUUUUCCCAAAUUCGAGAUCGUGUUGCUUUUGAAAUGUCGAGACAUACAUGAAGAUAUAAUGGAAACCAUCAGUGAACAACUGUUGCCAGAAGAUAUGGAGGAGAAGACUAAAGAAAGACUAUUUGAUUUCAUUAAGGACUUUCAUAACCAGGAGAAAACUUUAAUCAUUUUGGACGGUUUGGAUGAGCUUCCCAAAGAUUCCGAACGAUAUGUAGAUAAACUGCUUCUAAGAAGAAUUUUAUCAUUUUGUUAUGUUUUGGCUACCUCCAGACAAGAGAGGGGAAUUGAUGUACGGAAAAGGUACGGCUUCGAUAUCCUCUUGGAGAUUAAAGGAUUCACAGAGAGUGAUGCUUUUGAUUAUAUCCGAAAACAUUUUAAAAAUGUUGGUCCCUUGCAUUCAUCAAAGGGAGAAAGUCUCAUUAAGGAAAUGGAAGAAAACACUCUGUUACAUGCCCUGCGAAAUAAUCCUCUAAAUUUACUUCUUCUUUGUGUUAUUUAUGAGGACUAUGAGGGGAAUUUGCCGUCUUCCCGUUCUGAGCUCUACCAAGUUAUUGUACUGUGCCUUUUAAGGAGACUUUGCGUUAAACACAAUCUAGAGGCUCCUAAAGAAAACAGCGCCUUAGAGAAACAAUUUGAAGAGACCAUUCUCGCACUUGGAGAGUUAGCUUGGUUGUGUUUGCUGAGUGAUCGCUAUUGUUUUCUUGAAAGUGAAUUAGUUGCGCUUGAAAGAAGAUACAAAGGAUUAGUAUCUCGUCACGUAGGCCUAGUUUACAAAGAAGAAAGUCUGAGCAGGUUAAAGCCUCAACAUGAGUACUAUUUUCUUCACAAGACCUUCCAAGAGUACCUGGCUGCCGCCUUUAUUGCUCACAAGUUGCGAGGAAACCAGUUAAGGUUGUUUGAGCGUCUUAGUUUUCAUGAACUAGUGAAAAAGUAUCGAGAAGUGUUUCUUUUUGUUUCUGGUAUACUUGGGAGAGAUGCAAACAUUUUAUUCACACAGAUUGGCGAGGAGCUAAAAAACUGGGGAAAAUGGGACUGGGUCUGGUGCACACAGUCUGGAGUGGUGACAAUGGAUGACCGAGAGAGGGAAGAUGACUGGGAUGACUGUCACAACUACGACGAGGGGGACCAAGGCUGGGAAGCAGCAACUUUCCUUACGAAAAGCAUCAGUGAAACUGGACAUGCUGAAAAAAUGGCAGAGACCUUUUGUUUCUGCUUACCGUUUCCUGCGCAUGUUGAGAUUACCCUUCCUUCCAGUUAUUAUAUUUAUCACGUUUUAGAGGCCUUUAGAAAGUUUUCAAAUUUGCAGAAACCAGUUUGCCUUACGUUUCAUGAUCGACUCAGACUGAAAGACAGUGACUAUCAGACUGUUGUAGAGUACAUACAAUUUUGCUCUGAGCUUCAGACUCUUAGUAUUUUUACCCCUGCGAUGAAAUCAGAUCUAGCCAUAGCCCUACGUAACGGCUUAUCCGGAAACACGACUUUAUCAGAGUUUACUCUUGAAGUGUGUGGCAGUAUCCCUUGUGAUGCAGCUGUUGCCAUCGGUGAAUUGUUGGCUUCACGUAAAUCCUUGAAGAACGUAAAAUUUCUACUUCGUAGAGUACACGGCGUAGCUUGGGCCAAUACUAUUGAAACUGGAUUGUCUGCUGACACUCUUUUGUCGUCUGUGAGCCUCAGCGUUCGUGGGUCAUUGAGUGAUACCGCGGUCCACGGAUUAGGAAAGCUGUUAUCAAAUGAAGCUGUAACCUCAUUUUCCCUGAAUAUUUUUGGGGACAUGCAAGACUUCCUAGCUACUAUUAUCGGUAAGGGAAUCGCACAACAACCCGCAUUAAAGUCGUUCAAUCUUGGCGUCAGUGGCGACCUUAGUAAUUUUGCUGUUAAUGUGCUAGAAAAAGGCCUUUUAGAAAAUCGUACUCUAAAGGAUUUGAAAGUGUCUGUCCGUGGAAGAGUUCCAGACAACUGGCAAGCUCUUCCGGAACGUGUUCGUUUGGGAAAUAAGGCGUUAGUUACUUUAAGUGUUUACCCAGGUUCGUGCGGAAGAAUAACGCAUAAUCAAUUGGCUUAUUUUUGUCCUGGUCCGGAUGUGGUCGAGAAAGGCUUUCAGACGAAACAACAUUUAACUGUAGUCCAUUGGGGUGAGCUGAGUUGUGAUGGGGCAGAAGCUCUAUUUAAAGCCUUGGUACUUUCCCCACUGACAAGCCUUACUUUAAAAGUGCAUGGAAAAUUAACUUAUACAGUGGCUAAUUGCAUUGCAAGAUAUAUAAGACGACACAAGACACUUUGUUCCAUGACGAUUGAUGUUUGGGGGGAAUUGGACCCAGAAACAGGUGCUAUUCUUCAGGGACUAUCGGGUAACCACGUAAAUGUCGAGGUAAAUGUUCAUGACGUCUUUGUCGUCCCAGACGAAUCGUGCAAUGGCCUUGAUGUCUGUAUUGACAGUAUUGAAUCACUUUCGUCAGUACUCAAUACAAUCAAGAAUACCAGAGAAGAAAAGAUCAAAUUAAAAAUCAUUAACGACGAUGGUGCAAGUAAAGACUGGACACACCUUGUUGGUGAUGCUUUGGCAGAAAACAAGACAGUAACCGCGCUCGAUGUUACGAUCAACAACUUAAUAAUAAACCCGACAGCAGACUUAGGGAAUGAACUUGGGGAGAGUUUGUUGCGAAGCUCUUCUCUGACAGUUUUAAAUCUCGCAAUCAACAACUACAGUAACAUGGCAAAAGGCUGGGAAUGUAGAUUGGUGAACUGCUUGGCCAAGGUGACUUCAUUAACUACACUCAGUCUUGCAAUUGAAGAUCAUGGGGCGCAGAGGACAGCAGAAAGUUUGGGUGAGAGUUUGAUGGUAAUGACUUCAUUGUCGACACUUUCCGUUGUAAUCAAUGGCAGUAAUUUGGAUGAAUUCUGGAGUUGCUUUUUGCGAAACUGUUUGGUGGAAAACACUUCAUUGUCCAUACUCUGUGUUACAGUUAACAACUACGAAAACAACAACGAGAAUGAAAACGACAACGAGAACGACAACGAUUCGGUUGAUUCGUUUUGUUACGUGUCAGCUGUCUCCGAUGAGUCUGAAUAUUGGUAUAAAGGUCUGGCUGAUGGCUUAGCGCGAACUGCAUCAUUAAACGAAUUGACUCUGACAAUGAACGAUUAC